Messenger RNA from Diaporthe amygdali, 2454 nucleotides. RefSeq lists its product as uncharacterized. The record is from RefSeq and is a predicted model, not a curated record. Gene Ontology annotation, cellular component: nucleus. The transcript is spliced from 3 exons. Gene Ontology annotation, biological process: regulation of transcription by RNA polymerase II; DNA-templated transcription. The coding region runs from base 1 to 2454 and encodes 817 amino acids. Gene Ontology annotation, molecular function: RNA polymerase II cis-regulatory region sequence-specific DNA binding; zinc ion binding; DNA-binding transcription activator activity, RNA polymerase II-specific. NCBI's taxonomy places the organism in Eukaryota, Fungi, Ascomycota, Sordariomycetes, Diaporthales, Diaporthaceae.
AUGGAGAAUACGCCGCCGGAGAAGCGUCGACGACGCCCGCCCUUGGCCUGCAUCGCCUGCCGGCGUCGCAAAGUAAGGUGCGAUCGCAAAUUGCCGUGUCAAAACUGCGUCCGCGCUCGGAGAGCCGCCUCAUGUUCCUAUGUCUCGGACGACCGUGUCGAGCCGAGAGAGGGCACAGAAGGGUUUGAAGAUGGAAUCAAUGGUCGACAUCCCCAGCGUGACGCCUUGUCGAGCGUCCCUUUCUUCACUUCCACAGCCUGCAAUUCUAACAGCUCCCCGGAGCAGCUUGCCGAAAGAGUCAAGCUGCUCGAGCAGCAGCUUGGCCAAGUCAUCAACACACAUAAUGGCAGAGGGACUGCCCGACUUGAGCUGCCUAGUGCACACUUCAAUAAUGCGAAUUUCAACCCUCCUACCGCCUCACAAUUCCUCGGACAGGAGCACUGGCAAGUCAAAGGCUUAGGCAGGGCAGAAAUUGGCGUGGCAAAAGCAAGAUACUCGCGAGGUAUCCAAGGACCAAAUCAAGAAGAAGAGGUCUCAAAUACGGAAGAGGACCCUUCUACAGCUGGCAACGUCAAUGCCAUCCUCGCGAAGUCUAGGUACCUGGGAAAUAGUCACUGGAUCCAUGGAGUAACGCUUUUCCCAAGACUUAUGUUAUUCCUUGAAUCCUUGAAGUCGGACAAGGACUCGGAAGGCUACAAGGCAGUCGCCCAAAGCAAGAUCUUAGGGCGCCAGAUCAAAGCCAUGAGAGUACCACAAAUCCUGUCUUUGGAAUUCGGAAACUAUAUACCGUCCAGAAAGCUCGCCGACGAGUUGGUAGAGACAUACCUCAGGACCUACGAAACUAUUUUUCGGGUCUUGCACAUUCCAUCUUUCAGGCUCGAGUAUGGGCGGUAUUGGCAAAAUCCAAAAGGGGCGAGACAAGCAUUCGUGAUCCAGCUUCAGCUCUGCAUGGCCAUAGGUGCAGUUCUGCAGGAUGACCAAUUUUCACUUCGGAAGCUAGCAGUGCGGUGGGUCUAUGAAGCUCGCUUCUGGUUGCUACAGCCCUCGGAGAAGUCACGAAUGAAUCUGUCAGGGCUGCAAGUAUAUUGCCUAGUUCACCUUGCCCGCGACGUAGUGGGAGUUGGAUCGGACCUAGUCUGGGCGUCAGCCGGUUCAAUGAUGAGAAUGGCCAUUUAUAUUGGCCUCCACCGUGAUCCAAGCCAUCUCCCUAAAAUGUCACUUCUCGCAGCCGAGACGCGCCGUCGAGUAUGGAACACAGUGCUUGAAAUUCUUCUACAGUCAAGUAUGGACUCGGGAGGGCCCCCGCUGAUAGCUAUGUCUGACUACGAUACCAAACCCCCGCGCAAUUACAAUGAUGAGGACCUCCUCCGAGACACUACAGACGCCGAGAUACCACAGCCUAAGCCCCUAAACACAUUCACCGACACUUCAGUGCAGAUUGGGCUGGCGAGAACAUUCAAGGUACGCGUCGAAAUCGCAUCAUAUCUCAACGAUUUCCGAUCUGUGACGAGCUACGACAAGUCGCUAGCCAUCAACUCCGAGCUUACGGCGGCGUCUCGAUCUCUCGACGCACUUCUGCGUGCCUACAAAACCCAAGACCCUGGUCCCUCUCAAUUCCAGCUCCGGGCGGUCGAGCACCUAAUCCAGAGGUAUUUUCUGGCUAUCCACCUACCUUGGCUCGGACUCGCGAAAGAUGAUCCUCGUUACUUUUUCAGCAGAAGACUUUGUGUCGAGGCUGGUCUGAGGCACCACCGGGUGGCCAAGACGUAUAAGCCGGAUGACCCGUCAGAAAGGCAUUCUCAGCCAGACGACUUUGGGCGGCUGCUUAUUUGUGGGUCAGGGUCGGUACGGUUUAUUGGUACACAAUGCCUCCUCGCAGCAACACUCGAAUUUGUAUGGGAACUUGAUGAGCGGCUAGAGGGGGCCCGAAGUCUAGAUUUCAAUACCACGGGAAGCAACUCAACGCCAUCCAUAACUAGUAAUUCCGGAGUAGGGAUGGGUUAUAUGGGCCCUAUGGUUGACGAGAGUGAGAUGCUUGAUGUGCUUCGAUAUACGGUGACGUGGAUGAGAGCACGCAUCAAGGCUGGCGAGGUCAAUGUCAAGGGAUUCCUGUUCGCAACAGCUGUGCUGGCUGAAGCCGAAGGACUCACCAAUGAUUCAAGCGAGGAAGAACUCAAAGAUGUUGUUCGGCAGGCUUGUUUGAAGUCAGCGAGGGAGGCGCUCGAUCUUCUCAAAGAAAUGCACACCGCGCUGAGCACUGACAACUCUACCUUCGGUGUGGCUGAGGCGAACAUGAGCGCAUCAAUGAAUACGGAGGCGUUUGGACCGCAAGUCUCGGGCAAUGAGGAUGCCUUCAAUGGUAUGGAAGAUGUUGAACUGAGCAGCGACUGGGACUGGGAUAUUACCGGCGAGAGGCACGCAGAGCAGGUUCGAAAUGGUCAUUACGGCCACUAA